This is a messenger RNA of Symphalangus syndactylus (siamang), 3421 nucleotides long. RefSeq names its product lipase H (gene LIPH). The record is from RefSeq and is a predicted model, not a curated record. Lineage: Eukaryota; Metazoa; Chordata; Mammalia; Primates; Hylobatidae. Gene Ontology annotation, biological process: lipid catabolic process. Gene Ontology annotation, molecular function: glycerophospholipase activity.
AAACCGCCCACGAAGAAUGAAACUAUUCUGAGCUCAUCAUUCUGCAGAUGCAGAUUAUAAUAUUAAGAUAUGCAUAAAAUUGUAUAAAGUAGACAAUAACUGACCUUUUAUUGAAAAGAGGAGGAGUCAAAGAUCCUGAAAGGGUUGGGACUGCCUGCAGUCAGUCCCUAGGGAACUUCCUCUUGUCACCACACCUCUGAGACGUCUGAGCUCACUGUGAGCAAAAUCCCGCAGUGGAAACUCUUAAGCCUCUUCGAAGUAAAUCAUUCUUGUGAAUGUGACACACGAUCUCUCCAGUUUCCAUAUGUUGAGAUUCUACUUAUUCAUCAGUUUGAUGUGCUUGGCAAGAUCAGACACAGAAGAAACAUGUCCUUCAUUCACCAGGCUGAGCUUUCACAGUGCAGUGGUUGGUACGGGACUAAAUGUGAGGUUGUUGCUCUACACAAGGAGAAACCUGACCUGCGCACAAACCAUCAACUCCUCAGCUUUUGGGAACUUGAAUGUGACCAAGAAAACCACCUUCGUUGUCCAUGGAUUCAGGCCAACAGGCUCCCCUCCUGUUUGGCUGGACGACUUAGUAAAGGGUUUGCUCUCUGUUGAAGACAUGAAUGUAGUUGUUGUUGAUUGGAAUCGAGGAGCUACAACUUUAAUAUACACCCAUGCCUCUAGUAAGACCAGAAAAGUAGCCAUGGUCUUGAAGGAAUUUAUUGACCAGAUGUUGGCAGAAGGAGCUUCUCUUGAUGACAUUUACAUGAUCGGAGUAAGUCUAGGAGCCCACAUAUCUGGGUUUGUUGGAGAGAUGUACGAUGGAUGGCUGGGGAGAAUUACAGGCCUUGACCCUGCGGGCCCUUUAUUCAACGGGAAACCUCACCAAGACAGAUUAGAUCCCAGUGAUGCGCAGUUUGUUGAUGUCAUCCAUUCUGACACUGAUGCACUGGGUUACAAGGAGCCAUUAGGAAACAUAGACUUCUACCCAAAUGGAGGAUUGGAUCAACCUGGCUGCCCCAAAACAAUAUUGGGAGGAUUUCAGUAUUUUAAAUGUGACCACCAGAGGUCUGUAUACCUGUACCUGUCUUCCCUGAGAGAGAGCUGCACCAUCACUGCAUAUCCCUGUGACUCCUACCAGGAUUAUAGGAAUGGCAAGUGUGUCAGCUGCGGCGCGUCACAAAAAGAGUCCUGUCCCCUUCUGGGCUAUUAUGCUGAUAAUUGGAAAGACUAUCUAAGGGGGAGAGAUCCUCCAAUGACGAAGGCAUUCUUUGACACAGCUGAGGAGAGUCCAUUCUGCAUGUAUCAUUACUUUGUGGAUAUUAUAACAUGGAACAAGAAUAUAAGAAGAGGGGACAUUACCAUCAAAUUGAGAGACAAAGCUGGAAACACCACAGAAUCCAAAAUCAAUCAUGAACCCACCACAUUUCAGAAAUAUCACCAAGUGAGUCUACUUGCAAGAUUUAAUCAAGAUCUGGAUAAAGUGGCUGCAAUUUCCUUGAUGUUCUCUACAGGAUCUCUAAUAGGCCCAAGGUACAAGCUCAGGAUUCUCCGAAUGAAGUUGAGGUCCCUUGCCCAUCCGGAGAGGCCCCAGCUGUGUCGGUAUGAUCUUGUCCUGAUGGAAAACGUUGAAACAGUCUUCCAACCUAUUCUUUGCCCAGAGUUGCAGUUGUAACUGUUGCCAGGACACAUGGGCAUCAAUAAUAGAAAGAAAGCUACAACCACAGGCUGUUUGAAAGCUUCACCUCACCUUUUCUGCAAGGCACAAAAAGUAUGAAAAAAACCAAGGCUUUUUUCAGUAGCGUCCUAUGGAUGUCACAUUGUACAACAUCAAACAACCUUGUGAUUAUAAAACGAUCCUGGGAAGGGAGGCCCUAACUAGGGCAAGUCAGAAAUAGCCAGGCUCGCAGCAGCCCAGCGCUGUGUCUGCUGCGUCCUGGGGCCUUGUUUGUUCCGACCUGUCAAUUCUGCUGCCUGCCACGCGGGUGGUUCUGCCCAUCGCGGCUGCGGGUCAAGCAUCUUCAAGGGAAGGACGGACUGGAGGCCUCACCGUGGACUCAGCUCUGCAUUCUCCGUGCCACAUUCCUCCAGUUCCCACACAUAGAAGGGAACGAAACUGAUGUCUACCUCGUGGGGCUGCUGUGUGGGUUUGGGAGACAAAUAUCUAUGAAGGGUUUUUUGAAAUCCCAUAGGUGCCACAUCUAUGAGAUGUUUGAUAAAUGUGAAUAUGCUUUUAUUUAUUUUCAUAGGGCUUAUCUAAUUUGCAAUAAGAGAGCCUCUCUCUGUCAACACCAGCUUCUCUCUCGGGCUGUUUGCUCAGGGAAGGCAAGAAAGCCACGUGCUGGCCCUCUGCCUUCUCUAAAGUGUUGUUGGAGCAUGGAGGAGCUGGAGGAGAUGGGGAUGGACUGACAGCUAAGAGGGCGGCUGCUGGGACUAGAUAGUAAGUGGAUGAAGAAAGAAGGACAAGGAAGCUGUGGGGCAGCCUCUCCACAUGGGGACAGGGGAUGGAGCAUGAGGCAAGAGAAGGAAAAGCAGAGCUUAUUUCUCACCUAAGGUGGAGAAGGAUCACUUUACAGGCAACCCUCAUUUUAAGCAACCCUUAAGAAAUGUUUAUGUUUCUUUAUUACCAAUGUAAUCUAUGAUUAUUGAAGGAAAUUUAGAAAAUGCAUAGAUACAAAAUUAAAAAAAAUACUAUCCACGAUCCCACCUAUUAGAGGUAAUUAAUGUUAGCCUUUUGGAACAAGGCUGUCACUUGUUUUGCUAACACGUGAAUUCAAAGCAUGAACCAGUUUGCUUUUGGAGAAUCUGAAGCCUCCAGUUUGAGGAAUCCUUUGCUUCCCUGGAGGUAGAUGCUGUCUGCGAAUCUGGAAUGACAGCAGGAGUCCAGUCAAGAGGUCCUGUCGGGCAGAGGCCAGAAAGAAGGGAGGACAAUCCCUGGGACCAGAUGCCCAGUGUGAGGGCAGGCACGAUCUGUCCCAUGGCUGUGGCCACUGCAGGAAGGUCUGUGAAAAGGAGGUGACAGGCCCAGUCACCUCCUCUUCACCCAAGUGAUUGCUCCUUCAACUGCUAUCUGUAAAAAUAGCCCUCGUUAUGAAGAAAUCAACUCUCUCUUUUUUUUUUUUUAGAGUUGCCUAGGCUGUAGUGCAACGGUACGAUCUCAGCUCACUGCAACCUCCACCUCCCAGGUUCAAUUGAUUCUCCUGCCUCAGCCUCCUGAGUAGCUGGGAUUACAGGCAUGUGCCACCACACCCGGCUAAUUUUUGUAUUUUUAGUAGAGACAGGGUUUCACCAUGUUGGCCAGGCUGGUCUCGAACUCCUGCCCUCAGGUGACUGCCCGUCUCGGCCUCCCAAAGUGCUGGGAUUACAGGCAUAAGCCACCACACCCAGCCAAGAAAUGGAUUCUGUAUGUCAUAAAUUAAAGAAAUCUAUAAAUAUA